This is a messenger RNA of Aedes aegypti (yellow fever mosquito), 1985 nucleotides long. RefSeq names its product chitooligosaccharidolytic beta-N-acetylglucosaminidase (gene Hexo2). The record is from RefSeq and is a predicted model, not a curated record. Gene Ontology annotation, cellular component: membrane. Bases 83 to 1888 code for a protein of 601 amino acids. The transcript has 3 exons. Lineage: Eukaryota; Metazoa; Arthropoda; Insecta; Diptera; Culicidae. Gene Ontology annotation, molecular function: beta-N-acetylhexosaminidase activity. Gene Ontology annotation, biological process: ganglioside catabolic process; glycosaminoglycan metabolic process; carbohydrate metabolic process.
AGUUUGCAACACCGAUAGCAGGCUUUCAAUUCUGGUCGUCGGAGCGAUGUUUGGUCUGGAUUCAGUUUAAUUUUACGCUACAAUGCGGACGGUCACUUCCGAAGUGCGAACAAUCAUUUUUGUGGUGAUUGUCGUCGCCGGUUGUUUCGAGUGGAGUUUUGGUGUAAGUUUCAGGUCUUCUUUGUACAAGUAUUGUUGCAUUCGGGACAAAUGCCUUAGACAGCACAAGGACUCCCUGAACGCAAGUGAAUCAUAUCUGGACAGUUUGAACGAGUGCCGUUUGGUGUGUGGCGAAUAUCGAGCACUUUGGCCGAUUCCGGCCGUUGUAGUGAACUUGGGUUAUGAUACGCGCGAAUUUGUUCCCAGUGAUAUCGAGUUCGAUUUCCACGCGAGUCCCGAUGAUGUCAAUGUGCAGGACUACCUCAAUCAAUCGACACGCCUAUUCCUGAAAAAUCUCUACAAGGAAUGUGGUCGAAACUGUAACCUUACAACCAACACCAGGAUAUAUUUCACCAUAAAGGUGGAAACGACCGAAACCAGUCUGACUUGGUCAACAGACGAGUCGUACGAUCUUUUCGUAGACGAUCAUGACGGACUGCUGGAAGUAUCGAUCGUGGCCGGAACAGUUUUUGGCGCUCGUCAUGCUCUAGAAACGGUCUCUCAGCUUACAGCUCUGCGAUCCUACCCCGAUGGCAACUGUUUACUCAUUCUAACGGCUGUCAAUCUAAAAGACUAUCCGCACUAUUCCCAUCGAGGCUUCCUUCUAGACACAGCUAGGAACUUCAUCUCAACCCGAGCCAUCAAACGUCAGUUGGACGGGAUGGCCUCUACCAAGUUGAACGUCCUGCAUUGGCACAUCACCGAUUCGCAGAGUUUCCCACUGGAGAUUCCCAGCUUACCGCAGAUGACUGAAUAUGGAGCUUACUCGGAACGGCAGAUUUAUUCCCAGCAAGAUGUGAAGGAUAUUUUCCGGUACGCAAAGUAUCGGGGGAUUCGGAUCAUACUGGAGUUCGACGCUCCAGCGCAUGCUGGAAAUGGCUGGCAAUGGGGCCCGGAAGCCGGCCUUGGAAACCUCGCCGUUUGCGUCAAUCGCCAACCGUGGCGAAAGCUCUGCAUAGAGCCCCCCUGCGGACAACUGAACCCGGCCAAUCCCAAUCUCUACCCGACGCUUCAAAAAUUGUAUCACGAUUUCUCCUCUCUAAUUCCUCCACGAGAAAUUCUCCACAUGGGCGGUGACGAAGUCUUCUUCGGCUGCUGGAAUGCCACCCAUGAGAUAGUCGAGUACCUGGCCGGGCAGAACAAGGGUCGGGGACCGGACGACUUCCUGGAUCUGUGGGGUGAAUUUCAGCAGAAUGUUCUGGAGCUGUGGGAUCGACAACGUCAAGGGCUGGAAGAACUGCAGUCCACCGUGUUGUGGUCCAGCCAUUUGACCGAUCCGGUCGUGAUUGAAAAGUAUCUGCCCAAGGAACGGUACAUCGUACAAACGUGGGUCGAAUCGGACAAGGAUCUUCCGCUGCAGUUGGUGAGAAAGGGAUACCGACUGAUUGUUUCCACCAAGAAUGCGUGGUACUUCGAUCAUGGGUUCUGGGGAAUCACCAAUUACUACAAUUGGCGCAAGGUGUACAACAACAGAUUGUUGAAUAACGUUAAGAUUCUGGGUGGAGAGGCCUGCAUCUGGACCGAGUUUAUCGACGAGAACUCGCUAGAUUCUCGCACAUGGCCCCGAUUGGCCGCGGUGGGAGAGCGUCUCUGGGCGAAUCCGGAGCAAGAUGCCUCCAAAGCGGAAGGACGAUUCUAUCGGCACCGGGAGCGGCUGAUAACGCGGGGGCUGAAACCGGAAGCCGUAACGCCCAAGUGGUGCGAGCAGAACGAGGGGGAAUGCCAAUAGGAUGGAUUUGAAUAGGAUGGAAAUGACCAAUCAACAGUGAUUUCAAUUUUGUGGAUGACCUUUCAAAGAAUGAUGGAAAUAAAAAAUCAUAACAUAA